AAAUUCGGUGAUGUUAAGUUGAAGACGAGCAUUACAAUGUAUUGUAGUGCGAUAGAUAUGUUUGAACUAUGCACUACAGUUGAUGUCUACCUCAAAGACAUUUCAGCUCUUCCUGAUGGUGAAAUUUGCAGGGGAUUUACUCGAAUGGCUAUGAAAAUCCAAAAGAAAAUUUCUGAAUGUACACUUCAUGAGAUUCAAAAGCAAAAGGAAGCAAUCGCAGAGAAUGCCUCCGUUCACUCCUAUGGCGUGUAUAUUGAGAGCGUCGCUGAAAGUUCAGUUCUGGUGCAGUUGCGGGUUCAUCCUGACUGUGCAGAAAUGGUUUUGGCUGCCGUUACACCUGACUUCACAUACCUGUAUAACGAUACUGUUCAGAAAAUCCAAGAUAACGCCACAGGAGUGACAGAAGAGGAUGAUGAUCAGACUGGA
Molecule: messenger RNA, 426 nt
Organism: Geodia barretti
Lineage: Eukaryota; Metazoa; Porifera; Demospongiae; Tetractinellida; Geodiidae
Source: the annotation of a GenBank genome assembly